GCUGCCAGGCACCCAAAGAAGAGCAGUAAUGAGAAGGAGACAGCAGCAAAAUAGCUCAGUUGUUCCUAAGAAAGAUCAACAUAUAACUCAUUGUUGGUCACAUUGCUUAUACUAGAAACCAAACGUUCAGACUUAGACGGCAUUUGUCGUUUAUACGCACACUGAGAUUUGAAAGUACGCGGCCUCAGAAGCCAAAUUUUAUGUGUGAAGUGCUAACUGUUAGCUGACAGGCUACCUAGCAUAGCCAUUGAAGCAAUGGCGUUGAAAAGAAUUCAGAAGGAACUGUCGGACCUGCAGAGGGAUCCUCCUGCCCAGUGCUCUGCUGGACCAGUUGGAGAGGAUUUGUUUCAUUGGCAGGCAACAAUAAUGGGUCCAAGUGACAGUCCAUAUCAGAGUGGAGUGUUCUUCCUCACCAUUCACUUCCCAACGGAUUACCCCUUUAAACCACCAAAAGUUGCAUUCACAACAAAAAUUUACCACCCAAAUAUCAACAGCAAUGGAAGUAUUUGUCUGGACAUUCUGAGGUCACAGUGGUCACCUGCACUUACAGUUUCGAAAGUAUUAUUGUCCAUCUGCUCUCUUCUGUGCGAUCCAAACCCAGAUGAUCCGCUGGUACCAGAGAUCGCCCACACGUACAAGGCUGACAGGGAAAAGUACAACAAACUAGCAAGAGAAUGGACACAGAAGUAUGCAAUGUGAGAACACCAAGGAGAUCAGAACGAGAUCAGAACUACAAGAACAAAAGAAACACAGAUGAUUUGUAACUUGAAGUAAAUGAGCAUCAAAGUAGUUGGGGGACUUUGGGGGAGGGGGGUAAACUAAACAACAGCCCACUUUUUGGAGAAGGAAGCGGUACUAUGAGGUACAGUGCCACUUGGCUUUGUGUGUGUUGAGCUGAUACAGUGUGCUCUGCUUCAUGACUUGUAUGGAUCUGCUGAGCAGGACCUAAUGGACUCCUUAAAGCACUCCCACAUGGAAUACCAGAAAACUCUUUACAAUCCCUACCACCGUACUCAGACUUUAAACUGUUACUCUUGCUAUUGUGAUGAUCAUUAUAAUUGUUGCUUUCUAUAAGCAUCAUUUUUACCAUCAUUGAGUCAUAUCGUCGUGCUACUCAGAAACAAAAUGUUUGAUUUAGGAGAUUAUUUCUCCCUUCAUUUCAGAGGUACUAUCUGCACCCCACUGGAUGUCUUGUUACUGUAUUUCAUGUUUUCUGGUGGCCUUUCUGUGUUACGUUGAUGUGCAAUUUAGACAGAAUGUUUCCUGUUGAACACAAAAGUGUGCAGUGCCAUUACCAGCAGCUGAUCUGUUGGCACGUAACUGUCUCUGCCCUGAAACAAUGUGAAAGGUGUUAAGAAGGAUUUGUCUCCAUCAUCCGCUGCAAUUGGAGUUGUAACAGUAUUGAGUUGUUUUGAAAACACUGGGGAGCUGCUGUUUAUAAGUUAGCGGGUAGGUUAACGUCCACCUCCAUCUUUCUCACACAUGCCAUCGUUCUUCUGUCUUGAAUAAUAAAUGACGGCUGGUGUCCAUAGUGCUCAAAAACUACUGCUGUUUAACAUGUUAUGCUGUGUAGCUAUGAAUGUGGCUACUCUUUGUCGUGCAGUCAUAGCUGUGCGCCACUUCCUCAGUACAGUUACUCAGGUAUCUUUAAGAAGAUCAUCAGCCUUUUACAUGCGGUGACCCAUGGUGAGAAAAAUGAUCAGGGUUAACACAGUCCGACUUCUAAAAAUAGCACUUGCCUAAUUUUGCGGUUCUGUUCAAAUAACGACCCAUCACUGACUGCAACUUACUGCAGUGUGAUCAAAGACAUACCACAAUGGGUCUGUGCUGCACAGAAAUAUAUGCUGUCCGAAACAUACUGUUACUCUCAUUAUUUCUCUCCACUUAUUUCAGUGUUUUUAAAGCGACUGGUUGUGUGGUUGUGAACAGCUUGCAAAUGAUGCUGUUUUUGAACAGACUUGAUGUUUUGCAGCUCUCUGUCACUUACAGUCAUAACAUUACAGUUUGGUAUGCUUUAAAUAUCAGGAUUUAUGUUCAUUUUCAUCAUUGUUCUGCCUUUUUUUUUUUUUUUUUCCUCCAUUAAUAAGCAACACUGACAGUAAACUUUUUCCUU
Maylandia zebra (zebra mbuna) is the source of this 2113-nucleotide messenger RNA. It is a transcript of the gene ube2d4, whose product is annotated as ubiquitin conjugating enzyme E2 D4. Lineage: Eukaryota; Metazoa; Chordata; Actinopteri; Cichliformes; Cichlidae. The record is from RefSeq and is a predicted model, not a curated record.